Puccinia graminis f. sp. tritici CRL 75-36-700-3 is the source of this 1462-nucleotide messenger RNA. Its product is annotated as 60S acidic ribosomal protein P0. The coding region runs from base 172 to 1110 and encodes 312 amino acids. Gene Ontology annotation, molecular function: large ribosomal subunit rRNA binding; structural constituent of ribosome. Gene Ontology annotation, biological process: ribosome biogenesis; ribosomal large subunit assembly; cytoplasmic translation. The transcript is spliced from 5 exons. NCBI's taxonomy places the organism in Eukaryota, Fungi, Basidiomycota, Pucciniomycetes, Pucciniales, Pucciniaceae. The record is from RefSeq and is a predicted model, not a curated record. Gene Ontology annotation, cellular component: cytosolic large ribosomal subunit.
GUCCGGAUGAUUUUAUCCCACCCCGCCCGUUCCCUUCGCCCGCCUCUGCCUGCAUACUACCUACGCAAGAAAGUCUACCCUCAACGCAGCCUUUAAAUUCGGCUUCAAAACUUGAUUUUGUAGCUAGGCUGCACUCGUCCAUCCUCCAACUAAUUUCGCUCAAGACUCAAGAUGGGCAAACCCAGAGAAUUCAAAGAGGCCUACUUUAACAAGUUGAAAGACUUGAUGGCCCAGUUCCCGUCCGCAUUCAUUGUUAACGUUGACAAUGUAGGAUCCAACCAGAUGCACCAAAUCCGACAGGCUCUACGUGGUAAGGGUACUGUCUUGAUGGGCAAAAACACGAUGGUUCGACGUGCGAUCCGAAACAUCUUGGCCGAUAACCCUCAGUACGAGCGUAUCCUCCCUCUCGUCCGAGGAAACAUCGGUUUCGUCUUCACCAGUGGCGACUUGAAGGAUGUUCGUGACAUUAUCACCGCCAACAAGGUCGCUGCCCCGGCCAAGGCUGGUGCCUUUGCUCCUUUGGAUGUUUACAUCCCUGCCGGUAACACCGGUAUGGAACCUGGAAAGACCUCUUUCUUCCAGGCUUUGGGCAUUCCAACCAAGAUUGCUCGUGGUACGAUCGAAAUUGUAUCCGAUAUGAAAAUCGUCACCGCUGGAAGUCGUGUCGGAGCAUCCGAAGCCACGCUUCUCAACUUGUUGAAGAUCUCUCCCUUCACCUACGGAAUGACUGUUGUCUCAAUCUACGACAACGGAAACGUUUUCUCCCCAACAGUAUUGGACAUCGACGAGAAGACUUUGAUCGACCAAUUCCUGAGUGGCAUCAAGACGAUUGCCGCCAUCUCCCUUGCGAUCAACUACCCCACCGUCGCAUCCGUUCCCCACAGCCUUGUCAACAGCUACAAGAACCUUAUUGCCAUUGCUCUCACUACCGACUACAUGUUUGAAGGCGCUCAAAAAGCCAAGGAUUACCUCGACAACCCCGAAGCGUUCGCUGCUGCUGCUGCCCCUGCUGCCACUGCUUCGGCCGCCGCACCUGCUGCCGCCGCCGCUAAGGAGCCAGAACCCGAGGAAGAAGAAGACGAAGACAUGGGACUCGACUUGUUUGGAUAAAUCGGUCCCCACUGUCUGGGUAAAUCCUUGUUCCCCACUACUUCAUGUAUCUAAUCUUAUGUGCUCCGAGAUCUACAUGAAAUACUGUUAUCCAGUCUGAGUUAUCCGAUUCCUCCUGGUGAUGGUGAGGUGUAAGCACCCUUGUGAGAAGCGUGACCCUGAGCCUAGGCAAGGAUUUUCACAAAUGAAGUGAAUCAUCAAAUUGCCCUCUUCGGUUUGUCGUAACAUCUGUCUGCCCCUUCUAUGUUUAUAUGAAGAGGUUUGCCGCACAUCAAAGCCUUGAACACACUUUGGAUGUCUCUCCAUGACAUUCAAUCUACUUUUGAGCCCCAUCUACCCUCAAGGUUUCCAA